AUGGCAGGCAAGAUCAGACAGCCAAUCGACGAGGUGGCGUUUGCCAAAUACGUGGAUGAAAAUGUGCCCGAGAUCAAGACGCCGCUGCAGUUGAAGCAGUUCGGCUUUGGCCAGUCCAACCCGACGUACCAAAUCACCGACGCCGUCGGUAACAAGUUCGUUAUGCGCAAGAAGCCCCCGGGGAAACUCAUCUCCAAGACGGCCCACCGCGUGGACCGCGAGUACCGCAUCAUCCACGCCCUGCGCGACACCGACAUCGCCGUGCCCCGCGCCUACGCGCUCUGCGAGGACGCCUCCGUCAUCGGCACGCCCUUUUACAUCAUGGAGUUCCUCGACGGCCGCAUCUUCGAGGACUUUUCGAUGCCGGGCGUCGGCGCCGAGGAGCGCACGGCGCUGUGGCGCGCGGCGGUCGAGACGCUCGCGCGCUUCCACAAGGUCGACUUUCGCGCGGUCGGGCUGGAGGGGUUCGGCAAGCACGAGGGGUUUUACACGCGGCAGGUGCGCACGUGGACUACGAUUUGCGAGAUGCAGGCGCAGGUCCAGGACGUGGAGACGGGGGAGCCGGUCGGGCAGCUGCCGCACUUUGAGGAGAUCAUGGCCUUCUUCGCGGACGUGAAGCAGCAGCCCAAGGACAGGGCGACGCUGAUCCACGGCGACUACAAGAUUGACAAUGUCAUCUUCCACAAGACGGAGCCCCGGAUUAUUGGAAUUCUGGACUGGGAAAUGGCCACCAUCGGGCACCCCCUCUCCGACGUCUGCAACUUCCUCACGCAGUUCUACCUGGCGCAGGCCUCGGGCGGCGCGCACGCCGGGUCGGCGGCGUUUUUGCCGGGUAAGACGCCGGGGAUGCCGCAGCCGGAGCAGAUCAUCGGCUGGUACGCGGCCGCGUCGGGCUACGACCCGCUGCCGGAGCUCAACUGGGGCGCGGCGUUCAGCCUGUACAAGCUGGCGGGCGUGCUGCAGGGCAUCGCGGCGCGGCACGCCGUGCGGCAGGCGAGCAGCGCGCAGGCGCAGUCGUACGCCGCCGGACGCGCGCCGAUGGCAGAGUUUGGCUGGCAGUUGGCGGAGCUGGCGCAGAAGGGAGGGAAGCCGCGGCUGUGA
Molecule: messenger RNA, 1101 nt
Organism: Cordyceps fumosorosea ARSEF 2679
Lineage: Eukaryota; Fungi; Ascomycota; Sordariomycetes; Hypocreales; Cordycipitaceae
Product: acyl-CoA dehydrogenase family member 11
Exons: 3
Coding region: 1-1101 (366 amino acids)
Biological process (GO): protein phosphorylation
Molecular function (GO): protein kinase activity
Source: RefSeq, a predicted model, not a curated record